Sphaerodactylus townsendi is the source of this 8152-nucleotide messenger RNA. It is a transcript of the gene SETD7, whose product is annotated as SET domain containing 7, histone lysine methyltransferase. Gene Ontology annotation, biological process: regulation of DNA-templated transcription. The coding region runs from base 361 to 1461 and encodes 366 amino acids. The record is from RefSeq and is a predicted model, not a curated record. NCBI's taxonomy places the organism in Eukaryota, Metazoa, Chordata, Lepidosauria, Squamata, Sphaerodactylidae. Gene Ontology annotation, cellular component: chromosome. Gene Ontology annotation, molecular function: protein binding; histone H3K4 monomethyltransferase activity. The transcript has 8 exons.
GCUUGAGUCUCCGCGCGCCGGCUCGUCUCUGUUUGCCGAAGGGCUCCUGCUUUUUGGGGCUGCGCAGAGAGCUGUCAGUCAGGGAAGGGCCCCAGCCCAGGGUGAUGUCAGUGGAUCAGCUGCUCCAUAACAAAGCGGGGAGAGCCGAGGGCGGGAGAGAGAGAGAGAGCGGCGACAGAGGCGCUGGCUGGUGUGCGCGGCGGCGGCGGCGGCAGCAGCAGCAGCUCCUCGCCUGCCCGCUCAGCGAGCUGUAGGGGGAGACAACGACAGGCGGCCACCGGCUCGCCUCGGCUGCACCAGGCGAGUGGCCAGGCACGGGUGUGCUCGAGCAAGUGGACUCUGUGACCCGCGGCCUCUGCCAUGGACAGUGACGAAGAAACGCUGGAGGAGACCGUCGAGGGAGCGCUUGACGAUGAUGGACUGCCCCAUGGAUUUUGUACAGUCACAUAUUCAUCCACAGACAGAUUUGAAGGAAAUUUUGUGCAUGGAGAGAAGAAUGGUCGUGGCAAGUUUUUCUUUUUUGAUGGAAGUACACUUGAAGGUUAUUAUGUUGAUGAUGCUCUGCAAGGCCAGGGAGUGUACACUUAUGAAGAUGGAGGAGCUCUUCAUGGCACUUACGUGGAUGGAGAACUGAAUGGAUCAGCCCAGGAAUAUGAUGCUGAUGGACGACUGAUGUUUAAAGGACAAUACAAGGAUAAUAUUCGGCAUGGCAUUUGUUGGAUAUACUACCUAGAUGGCGGGUAUCUGGUUGGAGAAGUCAAUGAUGAAGGAGAGAUGACUGGGGAGAAGAUAGCCUACGUGUACCCUGAUGGGAAGACAGCCUAUUGUGGGCACUUCAUAGAUGGUGAAAUGUUAGAAGCAAAGUUGGCAACUCUUUUAUCCAUAGAAGAAGGAAAGCCACAAUUAGAGGUUGUGCCAGGCAGUCCAGUAUACAGUUUUGAUAAAUCUACUUCAUCCUGCAUUUCUACAAAUGCACUUCUUCCUGAUCCUUAUGAAUCAGAGAGGGUAUAUGUGGAUGCAUCUUUAAUUUCCUGUGCUGGAGAAGGGUUGUUUAGUAAAAUGGCAGCUGAAGCUGGCACAGUUAUGUCCUUUUACAAUGGAAUACGGAUCACACAUCAGGAGGUGGACAACAGGGACUGGGCUCUAAAUGGAAAUACAAUAUCCCUCGAUGAUGAAACAGUCAUAGAUGUACCUGAACCCUAUAACCAUGAAGCCAAAUACUGUGCCUCAUUAGGGCACAAGGCAAACCACUCUUUUACACCUAACUGUCAUUAUGAGUCGUAUGUUCAUCCUCGUUUUGGGCUGAUUAAAUGUAUUCGCACUAUUAGAGCUGUUGAAAAGGAUGAAGAAUUAACAGUGGCUUAUGGCUACGAUCACAAUCCCUCUGGACAAAAUGGGCCAGAAGCACCAGAGUGGUACCGGGUGGAACUAAAGGCCUUCCAGGCAUCCCAGGAAAAGUGAAAUGUAUACAGCUUCCAUAGUCAGCAAACCGGAUCUAUGCACUACCUUCAUACUGAAAAUGGGACAGCCAGACAUUUUUGUUCUAUGGCUCUUUACUCUAUGUUAGAGAGGGAUUCCUUGCAUACUAACACAUUUUAAUCUUUAGAGCAAUUUUUAAAAUUUCACAAGUGCUGUGAAAAAACUAUUUAGUAUGCUAUACAAGGCAGUGUGAUUAUUUGCCAAUCUUCAUCUAAUUCUCCAUCAUAUGCAAGGAUGCCAACAUUUUAAAAGAGUAUAAAAAGACUGGGUUACCCGCUACAGUCUAGUUGUUACAGUGCAACUACUUUUUGUAUACAUGUCAUUUGUGAUGGUACUAGAAUUGUGUUUUAAUAUUCUUGAACAUUAGUGUAAUUUUAAAAACUUUGAUCGAAAAUUACUUUAGAGCAGGUUUUUAUCUUGGUGCACAGGAGUCUGGCCUUUUAAGUCCUCUCUCUAAACAUUAUUGCUUUUGAACCAAUUUGUUUCUUCUGAGUCUGCAGAAAAGUUUAGGCAGAAGUUCUCUAUGCAGGUAUGUGUGGCUGGAUGGCCAAAAUCAUUUUGAUGUGUUCCUAAAAAUAGCAGGGCUGGUGUAAAUCACACUUAGAUAAUUUCUAGUUAUUUAAACUGGUUGUUUAAACUAGUUUUUUUUUUUAAGUUGAAACAGGAGACAGGGUAAUUUAUGAAGAAAUACUGCUGAUUAGAAUAGAAUCGCUGUGGAAGGAAAUGACUUAAGAUGAACCAAGAUGAACUCUUUCUUGCUUAAACCUUUUUCCUUACUUUCUUUCCUCUGAAUGAUCAUGUGGUUUCAAGGAAUACUGAAAAAGAAAUACCUACCUGGGGGUGGGAAAGGUUUAUUUGGUGCACAAGGACAAAAUCAUGACAGGAGAGCGUUGCACUUUGAAGCUUCCUUUAUUUUAUAAGACAUGGAAAAUUAAGAGUAAUGCUAAAAUAUUAAAGGCAAAACUCUAAGUUGCUAAAGUAAAGUGGAGCAUUCUGUGCAUAUCUUAUCUAUAUAAAAGGGCAAGGAGUAUUGGUGAUGACUCACUUUUUAAAGAGCUGCACAGUUGUGUGAGUGAAGGGGGUAGCCUGCACUGAUGGAAGCGUGUUGUAACUUAAAAGGGGCGCCAACCGCUGCCAUGAACAAUGAUAGAAAUGACCAGUUUUCUAGAGCCCGUUGUAUUUUAGCACACAAUGGGCUUAAUGGCUAGUUUAAAUAUAUUUUACAAUUCUUAACUAGCAUUGAUCAGUGAUGUGUUAAAACAGUAUCAUUAUAGAUCAAUAACUUUUCAGUGGUCUGUACUUUUGGAAUUUAGCUUUAUAAAUUGCUUUCUAAAUAUCCGCAAUGCAAUAUUAAAUCACUUCCUGUGCAAUUCUUAUGUAUACCACUAGAAGAAGAAAAUUAUUUGUAGGUUUUCCUAUAGAGACAGAUUUUAUGCAGAUUUUUAAACAUUGCCUGUAUUGGGAUAUAACCCAGCAGAUGUUCAGUUCAAAUUUUAAAAGUCAUUUUUUUUCAAUUUCUAUGUUAGAUUUUAAAGAAUGGAACUAAAAACGUUAUUGCAUGGUAUCAGACAGCCAUCAGUGUGAUUCUACUAACUUGGUAUUAAUAGAAUGUACUGAUAAAGCCUUAUUUAUUUUCCACUUUUUUCUCCAAAAGCACAGAAACUUUUCUGAUUGCUGUGCUUUAGUCUUGGACAGAGAAGUCAUUAUUGAUUUUCAUGCCUGCCUGAGAUUUUAUGUCAAAAAAAGCUAUGAAUAGGGAUUUUGCCAGUAUUUGAUUUUUCACAUUGGUAACUAGCCAUACUCCUUUUACUUGUUCAAAGUAUGGCAGAAGGCAUACACAGUUGAGAUUUUACUGACUCAGGUGUGUUCUCUGAGGCUGCUCUGAUUCUUUCUUAUGGAAGUGAGCUGCAAAAGACUGAAAUGCCAAUAUUCUUUUUGCAAGUUGAUGGGUUAAAAAAGGAACCUGAAACAUCUUUAUUGCAUGUAAGAAUUUAAGCACGCUACCAGUGAAGUUGUUGUGGAGUUUACAAAUAUGUCUGAAGAUACAUAUUGCUGAUUUCGAUAUUGGUUGGUGAAAUUAGUCAGUACCCAGAUGUUGUUGCAGUUAAAUUACCUAGUAUUUCACAAGAAGCCAUGGGCUACUAGGAUCCUUCUUGAAUUUGUGUGCAUCUAUCCUUUUGAGAAAAUACUUCUGGGGUAUACGAUUAUAUUUAUAAUGAGACUUGCUUCUGAAUGAACAUGCUUAGAAUCACACUACAUAACUAAUAUGCAAAUGCGGGAAAUAGUAAAAUAAGUUCUCAUAAUGCUUUAUGUUCUCUCUAAGGCCGUUUCUGCAUGGCCCAAAAACAGCUCCCUAGGAAUGGUAAAAACACCAUCCCUGGGGCGCUGUUUGCACAGCUGCAGCAGCGCUGUGUUCAACCCCCCCCCCAAACAGCAUGAAAACACUGCUUUCAAAACAUGCUCCAUGAGCGUGUCUUUUGAAAAGCAGUGUCUUCCCGCCAGCGCCGUGUGAAGGGCACAGGAGUGAAAGCGCCGCUUUUAGGCACUGCCUGUUUGCAUGUGUUCGCCUUGUCUUCCCUCCGAGGCUCCAGAGGGAGAAGUGACACGCUCACGCUGCUCUCCAACCACUGUGGGUCAGAGGGCAACAGGGGCUUGUCACUUCCUCCCUCUGGAGCCUCGUUGGGAAGACAAGGUAAACCACACAAGCAGACUGGGGACAGCUCCACGUGGAGCCGCCUCUGCGGUUUGCAGCAGCUUCGACACUGCCCUUAUGAGACCGUGCUAGCGGUCCCAUGGCUCCACCAACAUUAAUUAUGCUGGUGGACAGCCGCUUCUGCCACUGUGCAGAAAUGGCCUAAGUUUGCUUCCACAUAACAACUUUCUUGAUAGAUCACUAUUAUAAUAAUUUUUGAAAGAAUCAACUAAUUAUACUGAAUUAAAAGCCCAGCUUUUAAAAAUAAAUGCAAUUAAGUUUCUAGCCUUAAUUCAGAGUAUAGAUUAUCAUAACAUGAUUAUAGCAAUCUAUAAUCUUUUUUUUAAGCCACAAAGCUGCCCUCUGUUUUCACACUGCUGUUUUUGGCCCAUGCAGAGUUCGCCAUAGACACAGGCUGGCAUGAAAACUGUUUUGUCCUGGAGGAAAAAAAGAGAAAUAUGUAUGAGUGUAACUAUGUAAAACUUUGUCAGGCUAAAUGGUUUUUGUGCACUGAAUCCAAUCAGUUUUUCCAUGCAGGAAAAGGGAAGUGGGGUCCCCUUUGAUUACCCAAAAAGACUAUGCUGGGAUCAUGAGACUUGCAUGGACAAAAGCCAGGUGGAAUGAGGUUAUAAUCAAGAGUUGGACUAAGUGAGAUUGAGGGGGGGGGGGGAGUCUGGAUCCAACCCUAUGGUCUUAUGCUGCUUAUCAGUGAGUUAGUGCAAUCACCCCAUGGCAAAGAGUGGAUUUCCCCCCAUUAGUAGAAUUAUGAUCUUGGUUAGCAAUUUUAUAUAUAUAUAUAUAUAUAUCUGUAGUGGAUCAUGUGGAAGAGUGCCAACUUCAAAGUAGUUACAGCUGUGCAAUAAUACUUUGCAAUCAUUAUGCUGCUGGUAAAUUGGCCCUAGCCUUUGUAAUAGCACUAGAACUUUUAUCUAGAAAUAAUGAUAUUCUUUAGUGAAUAAUAGGUUAGUUUCAAGAUUCUUGCACAGGUCAAAGGUUCUGAGCAUUUUUGUUUAUUACUGUUAUCUAUUGCUGCUGCAAGAUGGCCUUUUCUUUACAUUUUAACUGACAACCAAAAAUAACGUAACAUAAAGCUACAGUUUCAAAAACAAAUACUGUGGUAUUACCUGGUGAAAGCAAUGAAAUAUUCAAGCCAUAAAAUAAUGGGCAAAGGGGAGUUUUACUUCACAAGUUUGCAUGUGUAUAUAAAUCGACAUGUAACAUUUAUGGUGGAAUGCAUAUGAAACCAAGAAUUACAUGAAUAAAUUAAGCUGACAAAAUGCUUUUCAGUACAGAAAUUAAACUGAUGUCUUACAACAAAUGAAAAGUUAGUCCAAAUGUAUUCAUAAUGUCAGUUUUUACCUUUUGAGUUUAGGCAUAUCUGACACUUUCUACGGUUUUCUUUCUACUGUUUAUUAUUCAACACUAAGUCAAACAGUAAUAGUUGGGGUGCUAGAUGCUAAAACACCUGCAAAUUGUUAUAGUAAGGUCUGUUAUUCAUGGAAUGUUUAUCCGCUUCCACAUAAAAUGGUGGGGCUGUUUAAACUUUUCUGUGUCAUAUAUAAACCUGUGUCCACUUAUGUGAUUUGUAAGAUCAAAGCAACUAUUUGUGAACAUUUAAAAUAAGUUUUACAAUGGUAUUUAAAAUGUUAUUUAAUGCCUAAUUUCAUGUGUUAUUUUCAGGUAAGCUAUCUGAAAUCAUUCACAAAGUUCUGUAAUUGGAGGGAAUAAAAUGGAAGGGGAUCGAUGCUUAGAAAGUCAGAGUGUAACAACUUGAACCUGUAGACAGGUCGUUCUAGAUGUAAUGUCACGAUACUAAUUAGAGUGGUUUGUGCUUCACAAUGACACUUCUGAUGCAGUCUAGGUUAUGCUGCCUUGACAAGCCAUCACAGAAAUAAGAAAUUGUAUUACCCGCAGGUCUUGUUCUUCAAAACUGGGGUUGGGAGAGGGGGGCACACUUCUUCAAAGAAACUAGCACAGAAAUCUGAAUUACGGUAGAAGGCAGAAAGAACAAGAACAAAGAAAAUGGGAAGAAUACAAAGGCAAGACAACUAAUCAACUUUGGUAAACUUUCAUAAGGGUCAGUGAAAUCCAUAUACCAAAAAAGAAAGUUUCAUGUGAAUACAGAGUACUGACAGACAUACGAGAUGACAAAUGGAUGCUUUAACAGAGGCAUAUACUUCAGGGCUGCAGUGCUCCAAAGAAUUGUCAGGGUUUAGAGAGGAUGAUUUCAGUUGCUUGGGAAGUAUCUGGUAGAUUGUUUUUCCUGUGUUCAUAGGAUAUUUGUGAGGGCACUUAGGUCCAAAGAACCAAUGUGCAGAGAUUUUACUGAUGGGAACAAUGUAGGCAGGAAUGACAGAUCAUAGAAUUUUUCCCAAAAAUAUUGCAGUAUGUACAUGUAUAUUCUGUCAAUAAUCUACUGAUACAAAUUGGUCUGUAUAAAUUUGUUUUAUUUGUAGCAGUGGUAAAAAACAAGCUAACCUGCACAAGAGAUAACAUAAGCAAUAGGAGAGCACAAAUAUGAAAAUGUAGUAGGAAAGUACUGAUGAUUACGUAUUCAGUGGAAAUGAAAUAAAAAUCAGAAUGAAAGACAUAAAGAACAUUUAUAAAGUUAGAACUCUUCUACAUAACUUUCACGCCUACAAAGUUAUAGUAACAGUGACAACUUCAUGUAUGUAUCAGUAGGUUAUUUCACAAAUUGCAUUGAUGGUAUAGGUAAUGCUAGUCAGUGAUUUCAUGCAUGAAGAAGACCAAAGUAUGCCAACCACAAGUGAGGCAUGGAAACAACACGCAUCGUUACACUGCAUAUUGUGCUGGUCAUGUCUGGCCCCAGCAAAUAAAUGUAGUCCUGGAGUUCUCUUGCACAAUGAAGCUAUUUGACAGCCAGUUGUAGCAGGAUCCAAAGGGGUCACAGCUUUUUUAUUUUAUUGCUCAAACAGCAGUUUUAUUUUAUUUUCUUCUCUGCAUAUUUAUUAAAAAGAGACCUGUUUUCACUGCAUACAGGGAUAUAAUGUAGAAAGCUUCAUUUUAUAUACUUACGCUGUAGUAUGCAAAUGAUUCUUGUGGAACUAAUCAUUCACUUGAAAAGAUUUAUUCCCAUUACCUUAGCAAGAUGAAGAUAAGUACCUUCAGGUAGCUUGUUUUGGGUAGAAAUUACAUUAAAAUUGUUAUGAAAAUAUUAAUUAAAAAAUUUCAAAACAUGUUUAAUGUUCACAAAUGGCUUUCUUGACUAUAGAACUGAUACCAUGUGUAUUCUUGUAUGUGAUAUAGAAAGGUUUAAAGAUUGGGGGGAGGGGGGGAAUGCUGCACUGUUUUUGCAUAGCCACCAAAUUGUGAUCUGUGAAUUUUCCAAAUACUUGCUAUCCUGAAGAAGGGCACAUCAAAAUUUGGAAUAUUGAAGUUCCAGUUGUAGGUUUGCCCCUUGCCAUUCUUUAUAGAUUGAGAUUCUGUGGUUUUUCUCUCUUCCUGUACUCUCUGUAAAACCUUCCAACUAUAACUAGAUUUUGUUUUCCAAAACUGCUGCUGCUGUAUUUAAGAGCUUUGAAAAAAAAAGUUCUUGGUUUUUUAAAAAUAUCAAUUCAGAAGUUUCUUCUUGGCCUGCUGGGGCCCCUCCCCUCAGGGAAGAGUACAUUUUGAAAGGUGUUAAAAGGCUUCUGUUUACAGGCAAUCCCACAAUAUUUAAUGUAUACUUGAUGAAAUGGAAUAAUUAACUGUACUAAAAUGAUGAGCCUUAUUGAAAUCCAUAGGUUUACUUGGUUUGUUUCCCUAAAGCUAUGGAUGACUGUAAAAGAAACAUAAAAGUUUACAUAAAUGACAGUUGCACUUCCUGUUUUUAUGAAUGAGAUUUUUCUAGUAUAUUUUGAGUGCUUGACAAGGAAGUGAGGAACCUGUUUCUGGAGCAAAAAAAGAAAAAAGACUUGGAAUAAUUUUUAAAUUGCUUUAAAAUGUGCUAUGAAAGCAAUUGCAUUAAAUGAAUUAAGCUAC